AUGAAAAAAUGGAUUAUAACCGUAAAUUUAUUGUUUUAUAUUACAUUGGUCGCUCAAUGGAAGGCUGUAGAAUCGGCACAGCCUCCAUCAAGUGGCAGUGGACCACCUAAGGGUGGUGGCUCCACUCCAAACCAAUCCUCUACACCUAAAUCGCAACCUACAACUCAAGCUAAUCAAUCGCAAUCACAAUCAAAUCCAACUAACGCAACAAGUGCUAGUCCUACUCCAGGAACUCAGCCAUCUCAAGCAACACCAAAUCAACCCAAUAGUCAGCCAGCAAAAAAUGCAUCGCAACAUCAAUCAAGUGCAUCUGCAACUAAUGUAACGAGUUCUGUUACAGGUCAAGCCAGCGGAACUCCUGUAUCAAGUGGUUCUACCAAACAAGUUACCCUUGAUAUAGAGAACAAACUGUCCACAACAGAGGUCGAUUAUGCCAAGAAUGGUAAAUAUCCUACAUAUACAGCGAAGUCUGGCUGUGGAUUUAACAAAAUUGUGAAGAAAACAGAAGUCAUUUGGGAAUCCAAAGAUGUCUGUGGAACAAUAGUAGCUACUAAGGGCAAUGAUAAUGUUGCAAUAUUUCUUGAGACUGGUGGAUGUAUAGUACUCAAAAAGUCUAGUGGUAAAUGGAAUGAUAUAUCCAGUCAGAAGCAUGAUAUAACGAGACUUAAAUUCUAUGGUGAAAAUGAUAAUGAGAUCACUUCAUCUAAUUACAAGGUUAAAGUCCUAGGGUAUUCAAGCAGUUUUGCCUUCAUUUACGAGUUCAGCGAAGUUAAAUGCCUGAAAAUCAAAUUUGGAGAUAAUGAUCUAUGGAAACAUACGGACGACGAUGAGUACAAGGAUAUUACUAUGUUUCAAUUUGAUCCUAUUAAAAACGAGCUAUAUGUCGCUAAGAACAAAAAUAAGUAUAAGAAAAUAGAUUAUAAAGGGCCGCUAGCUCCACCUGCUAGUCAACCAGGGGCUACCACUGCAGGUACAACUCAAGCUCAACCAAAGGGAGCUACAACUACUCCUCAGGCUCAAGCUCCGGCUACUCCUGCUGUAGAGGCUCCUAAGGUAGCUCCUUCUAGCCGACCCGUAACACUUAAUAUCAGUGGGAAGGCCAGUACUGAAGACUACGAUUUUACCACCGAUCAUAACAGGAAUAUUAAGAUUUACACCGCCAAGGGUAGUUCAAUGUUUAACAAGGUCGUCAAGGAUGAUACAGUUAUUUGGACGACCAAUGACAGUACUAAGUAUGUCACUAAGGUUUUCACUGAUGGUAUCGGUGCUUGUGCCAGUACCAAAAAUGUGACCAUAUAUCUGUUUAACGGUCAUAUAGAACAUUAUUGGAAGUCAGACGGUGGAUGGCAGAAGGCUUCUAACAAAAUAUGCCUUGACCUAGGUAAGACCUCUAGUACCAUUGGGUUUGACUUUCAUCAUGAUGGUGAAAAAAGGACAUUCACUGCAAAACCUGGAUACCUAUUCAACUCCGUCAUCCUCAGUGGAUGUAUGUCUGGUAAUACUUUUUGGCAAGGAGGAACUGACGAACGGUGUUCAAGGAAGGUGGUGGUCUAUGGUGUCGAGUCAAGUAUUAAAAACGUUAACGUAUUUUUGGAAAAUGAAAGAGUUAUACACGCCCAUAAGGUUGGCAGGAAUUGGAUCUCAUCAACUGGCUUUACUCUUGAUAUCGGUAAAAAUUCGAAUAAUGACCUGUUUGACUAUAGAUCGACUAGGGGAUUUGGUCACUUUAAUCCUAAGGCCAAUUUGUCAAUCACUAACAUUGUCAAGAAAGAGCUUAAGAUAUGGUCUGCGAAAGAUAGGGACUAUGGCCUCAAAGUAGUCUUAAUGGGCUCUGGCAAGGAUGUGAAACAUAUGUCAAUUCUGUUGGAGAGUGGAAAGUUUGUGCUCCUUACCAAGAGCGGUCAGAAUAAGCCUUGGCAAGACGUCACUCAAAAUAAACAUAACUUCUCUGGGGUAAGGAUGUUCUCUCUAGAUGAGGGUACAUCAAAGUACCAUCAACUGACUAAGGAAGAUUAUGAACCUAUAGUUUUCGAGUGUAGAUAUGGUUAUGAGUUCAAAAAUGAUGUCAGGUGUGUGAUGAUCACCAAUAUGGAUAUGGUACUGUGGAGCCACACCGAAGACACGGAGUUUGGUUAUCCUAAGGGAUUCUAUCUCGAUCUUCGUCAAAACAAGUUCAGUGUCACAAGUCUUAAAGAUCAGACAAAGGAAGUAACUCCCACAAAAAUAAGUGCCGCAAUUUCUGUUGCUACUCCUGUAGUUAAAGUUCCAGUUGCUGAACCAGUGAAAGCUCCUGUAGCUAAAGAAGCAAUAGUGACCCCUAAAGCAACUCUUGUAGCAGGUCCACCAAUUGUUAAGUUAUAUUCCAGUAAACCAGGGGAACUCACAUGUAAAGUUGAGAAAGAGUUUGACGAUUUUGAUUAUUAUUUGCAGGAUCUUAAAUGUGAAUUGAUUACACAUGACGGAAACUGUGUUUGGAAACAUGAAACUGGUAAACCCUACCCAAGGUAUAUGAGCUACAACGAGGAGGACUGUAAAAUAGUUGUAAGUUUCGAAAAGGAGUACUAUACGUGUACCAUCCAAGAUAGUAAGUGGAAAUCAGUGAUACGUAGUCAAGACGGUAUGACUGGUGGUAUUGGCCCAUCAUACGCAUUUGGUGAUACCUCUACCUUAACUAAAUCUUAUUCAAUUAUUUCAACUGGAGACACUACUAAACCAACUGAGGCUAAGACAGUCGCCGCUCCAGCAGUAACUGCUCCACCCACACCCACUGAACCUACCAAGGUGGCUCUGGACAUUGAGAAGAAACAGACCACCACCGAGUAUGACUACAAGGAUGAGAACGGAGUGGUCACAUACAGUCCCAGGGAUAACCGUGUGUUCAAUAAGGUUAAUGAGGGCGAUUAUGAAAUUUGGAAAUCUGCUGCUGAUGUAUUUGGUAAGCUGGUAAGGACUAAGGAAACCAAGGGUGUCAAUUACCUUGUAGUCCUACUAACCAAUCGUACAUUCAGUUUGUUCCAAGAGGCGCAAAAUGAGUGGAAGGAUAUCACCAAAGAGAGGCACGAUGUUAAGAAGCUAAAAUUCUACGGAGAAGGUGACACAGUGCUGAAGGAGACAGACUACGAUGUAACUAUAGUAGACAUGUCAUUUAGUCACACAUUCAAAAGUGGUGUCAAUUGUAGGAGGGUGUUGCUGGGUCAAGAGGUUGUCUGGAAAUCAGAUCACGAUCCAAAGUUUCCUACGAUAAGUGCGUUUUCACUAGGUCUUGCUUCAAACUGUUUCUUCAUUAAGAACGCCUCUGGUGAUGUCAAGAAGAUAGAACCCAAGGUAGAAGCUGAAUUGGUUACCAAAGUGACUGCGGCUCCGGUUAAAGCAGAACCUGCUGAACCAGUUAAACCCAAAGAAGCUACUCCAGCUACUGCUGGCAAAUCCAUCAGUCUUGAUAUUGAGACCACGAAGGGUACAGAUCAGUUUGACUUCACUGAUGAUAAUAAUGUUAAGACCUUCAGUAGGAAGAACGACUGUGUGUUUGACAAGGUUUCAGAGAAAAGUGAUGUGGUUUGGGAAUCCGAGGGUGUGUCUGGUACUAUGGUUAGGACUAAGAAAUUCCCUAACGGUGACAUGUUCUUGGUCAUACUACUGGAGGAUGAUAUGGUCAGGCUGUUCCAAAAACCUGCUGGUGGAAAAUGGUCUGAUGUUACUGCUGAUAGAUUUGAUUUGAAGAAAUUGAAGUUCUUUGGUGAAAGUGAUAAGGAACUAAAGUCGUCAGAUUAUAAUGUAAAUUUGGCUUUUCUAUCAUAUGAAUUCGUAUUCAAAACUGGUAUCAAAUGUCAGAAGGUGAAAUUGGGAGAUGACGUGGUAUGGAACCAUGAUGAGGAUCAGAAGUUUGAGGAGAUCAAGGCGUUUACACUUGGUCUUACCACAAAUAAGUUCUUUGUGAAGAACAAGAAUGAUGAAGUCAAGAAGAUAGAAUAUGAGGCUAAGACUAAAGAAGAGGUUAAGGGGACAGUUAAAGCCGAAGAACCUAAACCAGUAGCAGAACCUGCAAAGCCUGUCGAUAAAGAACCUGCUAAGGAGGUAACUGAGACUAUCAAACCUGCUACAGCUCAAGUAACAACUGCUGUAACAACUCAACCUACAACAACUUCUGUUGUUAAAGAGGCUCCCAAACCAGCUGUGCCUGAAGAACCUUUAUCAGAUCGUACUGAAAAGUCCAUCGACCUUGACAUUGAUAAGACUCAGGGUACUGAUAAAAUUGAGUACUCAAAGAGCCAGAGUGGUAACAUUCAUAGUUUCACUCCCAAGGGAGAUCACUUGUUCAUUAAAAUUACCCAGGGAAACGAUGUUCUUUGGGAGUCAAGAAGUAAUUUGUUUGGAACCAAGGUUAUAUUUAUUAGUGAGGGUAACAAGAAUUACGUAGGUAUCAUACUUGAUAACGGUGGAUUGGUACUAUUUAACAAGUUCGCUGGGAAGUGGGACGAUAUCACUAAUACCAAAUAUGAUGUGAUGAAACUGAAAUUCUAUGACGAUAAAGAGAAGGAACUCACGUCCUCGAGUUACGAGGUUGCCCUAGUUGACUACUCUUACAGGAUUAUAUUCAACAGAAAUGUUAAGUGUAAGAAGGUGAAGUAUGGAAACGACGAUGUUUGGAAAAGUACUGAUGAUACCAAAUUUAAAGAAAUCAAAAUGUUUGAUCUUGAUUUUGUUUCUAACAGUUUUGUGGCCGUUAAGGAUAAAAAUAAAUCUAAGAAACUAGAUUUUAAACCAACUCCCACAACUACAACUCCUCCUGCUACGCAAACACCCACAACUACUGCUGCUACUACAACAACUACAACUUCUCCUGUUACAACUACAACACCUCCAGCUACAACGACUGCUACAACACCUGUAACAACUGGUACUACCAAAGGGGUUACCCUUGACAUUGCCACGACUCAGAGUACCAAUGAUUGCGACUACUGCAAGAGUGGUAGCUAUCCAACAUAUACAGCGAAAUCUGGGUGUGGAUUCAACAAAAUUGUGAAGAAAACAGAAGUCAUUUGGGAAUCCAAAAAUGUGCUUGGAACCAUAGUGGCUACUAAGGGUAAUGAUAAUGUUGCAAUAUUUCUGGAUAGCGGUGGUUGUUUAGUACUCAAAAAGUCUAGUGGUAAGUGGAAUGAUAUAUCCAGUCAGAAGCAUGAUAUAUCCAAAGUCAAGUUCUUUGGUGAUAAGGAUGUAGAGAUAAAGAGAGCUAAUUACAGGGUUAAAGUCCUAGGGUAUUCAAGCAGUUUUGCCUUCAUUUAUGAGCUUAAUCAAGGAGUUAAGUGUAAGAAAGUGAAACUUGGAGAGAAAGAAAUCUGGAAACAAAGUGAUCAUCCAGGAUUUGAGGUUACCAUGUUCCAGUUUGAUCCCAUUAAGAACGAGCUUUAUGUUGCCAAGACCAAAGAUUCAUACAAGAAACUAAGCGUUUAA
Theileria parva strain Muguga is the source of this 5451-nucleotide messenger RNA. RefSeq lists its product as uncharacterized. NCBI's taxonomy places the organism in Eukaryota, Apicomplexa, Aconoidasida, Piroplasmida, Theileriidae. The coding region runs from base 1 to 5451 and encodes 1816 amino acids. The transcript has a single exon. The record is from RefSeq and is a predicted model, not a curated record.